Penicillium taxi is the source of this 822-nucleotide messenger RNA. RefSeq lists its product as uncharacterized. The record is from RefSeq and is a predicted model, not a curated record. Gene Ontology annotation, cellular component: mitochondrial outer membrane; nucleus; cytosol. The coding region runs from base 1 to 822 and encodes 273 amino acids. Lineage: Eukaryota; Fungi; Ascomycota; Eurotiomycetes; Eurotiales; Aspergillaceae. The transcript has a single exon.
AUGGAUCUUAACUCCUGGUCUCGCUCACUCUACCUCUAUAUCGCUGGGUCAUCUCACGUCGGACUCUAUCGCCAGUGCAUCGCUUCAAAUCCUGAACAAGCAGAGGUUCACGCCAAAAUCGCUGCUGAGCUAAUUCGGAAAGCCCCUGCCCUUGCAGGAAAGAAGAAGUUCAUGGCGCGACAACUACCCUUUGACGUGUUCGUGACUCGAAAAAUCGCCAAGUGGGAGGCCCGUGCCAAGGACUGGAAUGUUUCCUUGGUCGAUGCCAUUGGAGUGGAUCCGAUCGAAGAGAUGAUUUUCUUCUGGAAUGGACAUAGUCGCAUGACUACCAGCCAGCUAGAAGAGUCUUUGACUCGACUUUCCUGGUGUGAAAGUGAAGAAAACAAGACAUGGUCUCGUGAAGGGCCAGAGGAAAAGGCGACUCUGGAACUCAUGAGGGCUGCCGUAUUCCGGUCGCUUCACAAGCACGAAGAGGCUAGAAAGAUUCUUAAAACUGUUUUCAAACAUGACAAAUCCCAGUUCAAGGGAAAUCUGAAGGACGACUGGGUCCUACCAGCUGCACACUUUGAAAUGGCCGCUAAUCUUUGGAUGGAGCGACCUAGCUACCGGCCUCUUCAUGGGUCGUCGGGUGUAGAGAAGUCCCAAAACACCGAGCAGAUAGUGGCCGAAUCUGGAAAGCCCGACGAGCAAAAACAAGUCCAAGAGUGCAAGGAGCAUUUGGAAACUGCGGCUCGAUGGGAUAGUUAUGAGUUGGAUGCUCGCAUUGGACUCAAGGUGACGGCUGCUCUUGAGGCUGUGAAAAAAUGGGAGAGUGUGCACUAG